Molecule: messenger RNA, 924 nt
Organism: Chanos chanos (milkfish)
Lineage: Eukaryota; Metazoa; Chordata; Actinopteri; Gonorynchiformes; Chanidae
Product: hydroxycarboxylic acid receptor 2-like
Exons: 1
Coding region: 1-924 (307 amino acids)
Biological process (GO): G protein-coupled receptor signaling pathway
Cellular component (GO): plasma membrane
Molecular function (GO): G protein-coupled receptor activity
Source: RefSeq, a predicted model, not a curated record
AUGGACUCCUGUGUAUUUGAAGGGAUUCUUCUCACCAAGGUGCUUCCACCGCUGCUAGUCCUGGAGUUUGUCUUUGGUGUCCUUGGCAAUGGUUUGGCCCUCUGGAUCUUCUGUUGUCACAUUAAGCCCUGGAGAAGCAGCACCGUCUUCCUCUUCAACUUGGCCCUGGCCGAUUUUCUCCUGAACAUAUCGCUUCCCUUUCGGGUGAGGUACUACCUUGCAGGAAUGGACUGGACUUUGGGUGACAGUUUUUGUCGUGCCUCUCUUUUCAUGUUAGCUAUGAAUCGUGGGGGAUGCGUCUUCUUCCUGACCGUCAUUGCUGUGGACAGAUACUUUCGAGUUGUCCACCCCAACCACCCUCUCAACUCCAUGACUGUUACCAAGUCGUUUAUUUUGGCUGGCAUGCUCUGGCUUGCCACCAUUGCCCUCAAUAUCCACCUGCUACUCGGCUCAAACCUCUUUGAGGACGGGGACACCACCAGAUGUGAGGGUUUCACCCAGAAGAACAACCUCCACUGUGUUGUUUUCUUCCUGGAGUUCCUCAUUUCCCUGGGAAUAAUUCUCUUCUGCACCACCCGAACCUACGCCCAGUUCCACCAGAGACACAUGUCCGGUCAGCCCAGGAUACGGCGCGUGAUGAUGUGUCUCACUGCCGUGACAGUUAUGUUCAUCGUCUGCUUCCUGCCAAGCAAUGUGACCAGAGUACUAAUCUGGGUCAAGGACGCACGAAGCAUCGCUGAUUGCCAAGGCAACCAGAUUCUUCAAACAUCUUUCCACAUAACUAUCAGCCUAACCUACCUGAACAGCAUGCUUGAUCCUGUGGUUUACUACUUUUCCAGUCCCUCUUUCAAAAAGAUCUGUAAGAAUGUGGUGAAACUAGAGCAUAAGCAGCACAGAGAGCAGGCAAAGGAGACAUCAACUUAA